CCGCUGGUUCCGUAACAACAUCCCGUUGGCUUCCCUCAGGCGGCGGGACCUGUGUAGCCGCCUCCCCAGGAGCGCCUGCCCGCCUGGGCUCGCGCGUUCCCCGCCCGGGCCGCCAUGGCCACCAACCCGCAGCCGCAGCCCCCGCCACCUGCGCCUCCGCCGCCGCCGCCGCAGCCACAGCCUCCGCCGCCGCCGCCGGGCCCUGGGGCUGGUCCCGGAGCGAGCGGGCCGGGUGGCGCGGGAACCGGCGCCGGGGACCCGCAGCUCGUUGCCAUGAUCGUGAACCACCUCAAGAGCCAGGGCCUCUUCGACCAGUUCCGCAGGGACUGUCUGGCCGAUGUGGACACUAAGCCUGCCUAUCAGAAUCUGAGGCAGAGAGUUGACAACUUUGUUGCAAACCAUUUGGCAACUCAUACUUGGAGUCCACACCUCAAUAAGAACCAACUGAGAAACAAUAUCCGACAGCAAGUUCUGAAAUCAGGAAUGCUGGAGUCUGGUAUCGACCGCAUUAUUUCUCAGGUCGUGGAUCCAAAGAUCAACCACACGUUUAGGCCUCAGGUGGAAAAAGCUGUGCAUGAAUUUCUGGCCACAUUGAAUCACAAAGAGGAAGCAACUGGGAGCACAGCUCCUGAUGAUGAGAAGCUGGACUCCUCCGUCAUUACCCAAGGUACUCCUGCUGCUGGGCCCAGUGCUAAUGUAGCCAGUGAUGCCAUGUCAAUCUUGGAAACCAUAACUUCUCUUAACCAAGAAGCUAAUGCUGCCAGAGCUUCAACAGAAAUGUCUAAUGCCAAGGCUAGUGAGAGAAUAUCCAGAAAACUCUCAUCUCAGCCAAGCACUGACAUCAACACAGACAAGGAGAGAGGCUCAGAGGAUGGGGCUGAAAGAGAAAAGACUACCCCUGAUUCCGGAGGGGAGGGGAUAGAAACUGCUUCCAAGUCAGAAGAACCUAACGAUCUCCCUUGUCCAGUGGAAGAAACUAAAAAUCACACAAAAGAGAGUAAUAGCUUACUCUUACUAAAUAAGGAUGCUCAGCAGGAAAUCACUGACCAAAAAAUUAAAUCAACGGACAAAGGAGAAAAGAAACCAGAUAGCAAUGAGAAAGGAGAAAGAAAGAAAGAAAAGAAGGAAAAGACUGAAAAAAAAAAUGAUCACUUCAAAAGGAAUGAAGAAACACAGAAAGCAAAAGAUGAAAAACAAGCAAAGGACAAAGACAUGGAGAGCACAAAGCUUCCUUCCGAAAAGAUCAACAGCAGAGCCAGGGCUGCUGAGGGCACAAAGGAAGAUUGCUCUCUGAUAGAUUCUGAUGUGGAUGGUCUCACUGACAUCACAGUUAGCUCUGUCCACACCAGUGACCUCUCAUCCUUUGAAGAAGACACAGAGGAGGAAAUUGUCAUGUCUGAUAGCAUGGAAGAAGGAGAGAUUACAUCAGAUGAUGAAGAGAAAAACAAACAGAAUAAAGCAAAAACGCAAACUAGUGAUUCUAGUGAUGGAAAAGCCAGAAGUGUACGGCAUGCUUAUGUUCACAAACCGUAUCUUUACUCAAAAUACUACAGUGAUUCUGAUGACGAACUCACAGUAGAACAACGGCGGCAGUCCAUUGCUAAAGAAAAAGAAGAGAGAGUUUUAAGAAGACGAAUUAAUAGAGAGAAACUUGAAGAAAAACGAAAACAGAAAGCAGAAAAGACAAAGUCUUCCAAAGCAAAGAACCAAGGCAAAAGUAGUGUGGACCUAGAAGAUUCAUCAACCAAGACUUUGGAACCCAAAGCCCCAAGAAUUAAAGAAGUCCUUAAAGAACGGAAAGUUUUAGAGAAAAAGGUAGCCUUAAGCAAAAGAAGAAAGAAAGAUUCAAGGAAUGUUGAUGAGAAUUCUAAAAAGAAGCAGCAGGCUGAGGAAGAAUCCAAAGAAGCCCUCAAAGCAAGUGAGCAACACUGUGAAAAAGAAAAGGCUUCCUCCAAGGACCUGAAGCAUGCUCAUGGCAAAGGUGAACCAGGCAAACCUGCCCGGAGGCUUUCUGAAUCUCUGCAUUUAGCUGAUGAAAACAAAACUGAAUCAAAAGUAGAAAGGGAAUAUAAGCGACGGACAUCUACCCCUGUUGUCUCAGAAGGCGCUCAGGAAGAAACAGAUACAAGAGAUGGAAAAAAGCAAGCAGAACGCUCAGAAGUUAAUGUGGAAGAACCCCAGAAGCAGAAAAGCAGCCUUAAAAAUGAAAAGUAUCAAAAGAAAGAUGAUCCUGAAACGCAUGGGAAAGGCCUGCCUAAAAAAGAGGCAAAGGCUGCCAAGGAGAAAUCCGAAAAAGAAAAAGGUCAGUUAGAAGAAAAAUUAUCUUCAAAACACAAAUACAAAGGUGACAGUAUACAUAAAAUAGGUGAUGAGACUGAACCUCACUCCUCUGAGAAAAGUUUAAAAACAGAGGAAAAUAUUCAGAAGCAAAGUCAACAAAAACUUUCUUCAGAUGAUAAAACUGAACGUAAAAGUAAACACAGGAAUGAAAGGAAAUUGUCAGUAUUGGGUAGAGAUGGAAAGCCAGUUUCUGAAUACACUAUAAAAACAGAUGACCAUGCACGCAAAGAUAACAAAAAGGAGAAGCACCCGCCAUCUGAAAAAACCAAGGCUGAGCACAAAUCCAGAAGGUCAAGUGACUCUAAACUUCUGAAGGAUGCUGCAAGCUCCAAGCAGCACAAUGUAACAUUGCAGAAAAGAAGCGAGAGCUGUUCUGAAGAGAAGUGUGAGACAGACUCCACUAAUGUCGACAGCAGUUCAAAGCCAGAAGAGCUUCAUAAGGAGAGGCGAAGAACGAAGAGCUUGUUGGAAGAGAAGCUUGUGCUAAAGUCUAAAUCAAAAGGUCAAGGCAAACAAGCAAAAGUUGCUGAAACAGAGUCACAAGAAGGUCUCACAAAACAUGUGACAACUCCAAAGCCUGAUAAGGAAAAGAACUCGGAAGACAAUGACCCAGAAAGACAGCGUAAGUCCAAACUUGAAGACAAAUCUUUAGAAGAAUCUGUUGCUGAACCUGCCUUAGAGAAUGCUAUGCCUUCAGCACAUGGUAUGCAGAAGGACUCUGGGCACAAAGCUAAGUUAGCAGUGAUUAAAGAGAAACAUAAGGCAGAUAAAGACUCAACCUCCUCCAAACUUGAGAAGAAGCUCUCAGAUGGGCACAGAAGCAGAAGCUUAAAGCACAGUAAUAAAGACAUGAAAAAGAAAGAAGAAAAUAAACCAGAUGACAAGGAUGGUAAAGAAGUUGACAGCAGUCAUGAAAAGGGCAGAGGGAAUGGCUCAGUCACAGAAAAGAAAUUAAGUAGAAGGCUGUGUGAAAACCGCAGAGGAAGCAUAUCACAGGAAAUGGCCAGGGAAGAUAAGGUAGCAGUGAACAUCUCAGGCACUGCCAGUAGUUCCCUGCAAAGACCAAAAAAAAGCAAUGAAACCACAUCGAUCUCUGAACAAGAGCCAAUGGAAAUCGAUUCUGAGGUAGUAGUCGACACUGUGUCUGAGCUUUCUAAAACCCAGGACAUCAGUAGUAAUAAUUCUCAGCAAGACACUGACUUUGAAAAUGUUACAAAACAUAAAGCUGCUGCUGGGGUUUUAAAGGAUGAGUUAAGAACUUCUGUGGUAGAUUCAAAACCAGCAGCUCUGACCUGUAAAUCAGGGCGUGGACUAGCAGUUACUAGCAAUUCUGAAAAGCAUGCUGACCAUAAAAGCCCAUUGACCAAGAAAGUGCACAGCCAUAGUAAUGUAUCAAAACCCACUCCAAAGGAGAGAGAGCCAGUUCAGCGAGGAGCCCAUGAAGUAAAUGUGGACUCUGAAGUGAGUCGGAGAGGGUUUGGUAAGGCCCCAUCAGAAAAUGAGAAGGGACAGAAGAAUUUAAAAGGCAUGUCCAAAGCUACUGAAGAAUGUGGCACUCAAGAAUGUGGCCCUUCUCUUGAAUACUCUACAAACUCAGAUCUCUCAUCAUCCUUAGGCUCUGUGACUGUUGUUCCUCAGAAAGAAUCUCAUGAUUCAAGUACAAUUCCUGUAGUUGACAGAGAAGUGAUUUCAGAAGGUGGCACAGCCAGUACCUCUCUGGUAAAUCAUUCUGAUGUCUCUAGCCAAAGUUUGAAUGUUAAGAAGUCAGAAGUCCAUAAGACAAAUGGGAACAAAGAAGGUAAUGAUGGUUCCACAGUAGAUAUGCCAACAAAAGCAAAUGUCGGUAACAAAAGGCACCUUUCUGAAGAUAGCCAGAACACGUUGCUGUAUAGUAAAGAAGGCAAAGUAAGCAUACCUCUUGCUGGCAAGACAACGGGCAUGACUGGGGAAAAUAAGAACAUUAACAAACAAAGGAGCUUGAUGGGCACGUCCAAGAAAGAAAGUGAUCUGAAGGUAGAGCCUGAUGUGAAGCAGGACAGUGCUUUAGUUGAGCAUGUCGUAGACCUGAGUACAAGAAAGGAGGCUGAAACAGUCAGGCGUAAGCAUAAUAGAGAUCCAGAUGAAAGUAAAAAAAUACCAACUGAUGUUGAAAGGAAGACCGAAAACAAUGAGGUGGACACCAGUGCUAGGCGUGAUGCUGCCUCUGUGCCACAGCAAAGGCAUGGGAAAACAGACAGGGUGGCAGCUGGAUCUGGUAGAAGAGACAAAGCUUUCAUUGCUACUAGUUCUGAAGGGAAGGACAAAGGCAUCAUGUUAAAUCCAGUCAAGGCUGGGGAUGCCAUCACCACUUCAUCAGAAACAGGAGAGAAGGGGGAGCCCCUACCUUGUACCAGUAUUGAGGCAGAUGAAGGCUUCAUAAUGGGUGCAUGCCCUAGAAGCCAUACCCUCCAGGUUGGGGCAGAAGCCAGUGAGUGUACUGUUUUUGCUGCAGCUGAAGAGGGUAGGGGUGUUGUCACAGAAGGAUUUGCUGAAAGUGAGAUUUUGCUCACAAGCUCCAAGGAAGGAGAAAGUAGAGAGUGUGCUGUGGCUGAGUCAGAAGGCAGAAUAGCAGGCCCCUUGGGUUCUCAUACAGUUCAGACUGAAGCCAAUGUGAACAGUAUUACAACAGAGGAGAAAGAUGAUGCAGUAACCAGUGCAUGCUCUGAGGAAAAGUGUGAUGGUUCUUCGUGUACAGUUGAGGGCACUGCUACCUGUACUGGUGAAGUUGAAAGUGACGGUGCUGUUACAAGUGCUGGAACAGAAAUAAGAGCAGGAUCUAUGAUCAGUGAAGAUGCUGAUGGGUCCCAAGAAAAUAGGACACAGGUUGAUCCUAAGAAAGAAACAGAAGGCACUGUGACAUGUACUGAAGCCAAAGGGAAAAGUAGUAACUUUACUUUCUGCUUGGUAACUGGAGUGGGAACCCAAGAGCAACGUGUGGUUACAGGUGCAGAUGUGGUCCAAGUAAAUGAUGAUAAACCCCGAGAGGCAAGUGCCAACCAAGAAGGAGAUGGUUCUGGAAAUGAUGGUACAGAAGGUGAGAGUGCAGUCACCAGCACAGGCAUUACUGAAGAAGAUGGGGAAGCAGCAACAAAUUGCACAGGCUCAGUGGACAACAGUGAAGGUUGUGCCAUAAGUUCCGAAACUGAAGAAAAUGCAGAGAGUGCAAUGGACAGCACCGAGUCCAAAGACAUUACUAAUGUACCUUUAGUGGCUGCUGGUCCCUGUGAUGAUGAAGGCAUUGUGACCAGCACAGGUGCAAAAGAAGAGGAUGAUGAGGGGGAGGGUGUUGUGACUAGUACUGGAAGAGGAAAUGAAACCGGACAUGCUUCAACUUGCACAGGGCUAGAAGAAAGUGAAGGAAUGUUGGUUUGUGAGAGUGGAGAAGAGAGUGGUCAGAUUGGCCCUACGAGGGACCAUGUGGAUGGUGAGGCUGGGGCAACAACUGUGAAUACAAAUGACAGUAAUGUUGAUAGCAUGAGUAGUGCAGAGAAGGUAGUCAAAGAUACUGAUAUCUGUUCCAGUGCCAAAGGGAUUGUGGAAAGCAGUGUGACCAGUGCCUUUGCAGGAAACAGUGAUGGGCCACCAGUUAUAGGUGGUAGUGAGGAUCCUUUGGCUAGUGCGUCAUCUCAUCACAGUGAUAGCCAGCUUACCAGGAAAGAAACAGUGGAAGAUAAAACCACUGGGUUGGUGAGGGGCAGUGAUGACAUUCUUGUAUCUGGAGCAGUUCCAGAAUAUGAAGUUGGCCACACGUCACCCAGGGGAAAAUGUGAAGGGAUCAUCACUUCUGUGGAAAACGAAGAGUGUGAUGACCUUAUGGCCUCUACUGCCAGUGCUGAUGUUUCCAACAAGGACAGCUUAUCUGGGAGUAAGAAUCAAGGCAAUGGCUUGGUGAUUUCUACCAGUACAAAUGAUUGUACCCCUCAGAUAAGUGCAAUUACAGAUGUGAGAGGAGGACAUUUGUGUACGCUGAGCAAUGAAGAAAAUAUGGGUGGCACCAGAAUACAUGUGGAAGGAUUUGAGGCUCCUAUGCCCAGUGCAAUUUCAGGUGAUAAGAGCCAACUCACUGCAAACAGAAGUGAAGAAAAGGAUGAGUGUGCCAUGAUUUCUACAAGCAUAGGGGAAGAAUUCGAAGUUCCUAUAUCUAGUGCUAUUACUGUCACAUGUGCUCAAAAACAGCAGCCAGCUGCAGCAGUUGAGGAAAGCACUGCAGGUCCAGCCUUGGUAAGCACCGAGGACUUUGAGGUGCCUAUGCCCAGUGCUCCCACUGAAGCUGAAAGGCCUCUUGCCUCAACCAGCAAGGAGGAAAAGGAUGAAUGUGCUCUCAUUUCGACCAGCAUAGCAGAAGAAUGUGAAGCCUCUGUCUCUGGUGUAAGUGGAAAUGCACCAUCUGUUACAGAUGGGAAUGCAAUUAUCUCUACAAGUUCAGUUGAAGACUGUGAAGGCUCUGUGUCCAGUGCUAUCCCUCAGGAGGCAGUCUGUCCCUCAGUCAUACCAGUCGAGGAGACGGGUGACACUGCCAUGAUUUCCACAAGCACCUCUGAAGGACGUGAAGCAGUCAUGAUUGGUACUGUCCCUACAGAGGAAGACCAGGCCACCACUGUGAAAGGGGAAGAUUUGAGUGAUGCUGCCAUUAUCUCUACCAGCACCGCAGAGUGUGUGCUGAUGUGCACCAGCCUAAGCAGACAUGAAGAGACUCAGCCAGCCACACAGAACACAGAAGGAAAUGGUGGACAUUUAGCUACAAAGCAAAGUAAGUGUGAACUACCCAUGCCCAGUCUCGUGGCUGAAAGUAACUGUCAGUGCCCUGGGCCAUUCACGACAGGCAAAGAUGUGGGUCCCUUAAUGGCAGUGAGUAUCAGGGGGGAGCAUGACAGGCUGCCAGUCUGUGAGCCCUCUGUAGGACAAGGCCAGCCAGGUCCUGAUGUGUGCAUAGGAGAGGAAGAGAGCCAUGACAAGGAUUGCCCGGGCCAAGACCUCAAUUCAAAAGAAAGGAAUACAUUGCUGAGCUCUGUUCAGAGGGAGAACAAAAGUGCAGAGGCAGAGGCAGCAAGGCACAGUAGCAUGGCCAGUGGUAUAGUAAGAAGGGACUCAGAGAGGAUUACAAACUCACUGUCUGACAACCCGCCUAAGACUAAGUGUCUGAGAGGACCAGAACAUAAGUCUUCUGAGUGUCUGGCAGCAGUAAAUACUGGUGCUAAAACUGAUGGCAUGCUGCCCAUCGCAGAUACCGCAUCGGAGUGCCCUUCUGACCAGCAGGGACCUGAGAACAAUUUGAAUACUACCACCAAAUGUAUUGCAGGCCAAGAGUCAAAAAUGGCUCCUUCGAACACAGCAGUCCUUCCAGCUUCCUGCCAUGUAGCUCCAUCUGCUCCAAAACAGGAGGGGGUCUUGACUACAAAAGGUGACCACAGUGGCACAUGCACUAGUAAAGGGUCUGCUGAGGAAACGGGACAUGUUGCUGGUGCAAGGCAGUCAUUCCACAGGGAAGAAAACCUUGAUGUCACUGUUCCUCCUGAGGAUAAUGGGUGCGGCAUAGUUUCAUUAGACAAUGAGGAGCUACCACCAAAGAGUGUAGGAGGACUGGAACUGUCAGCCAACUUGACAACUGAGACAUCUGUGCAUUCAGAGGAAGAUACAAAUCAUGGAGUGGUAGCGGCACCUGGAAACCCCUGCGUUGGAAGGCCGAAUGGAGCAGCUGAACUACAGAAGGACACGUCAUUGAUGAGGGAAUCAGUAAAUGUUGAAAAUUCAGAGUUAAGAAUCAAUGAAGAAAUUCACUGUGAAUCUCAAAACAAAGAAGAAGUACUCAGUGGUAGAAAAGACAGCACAGAAGCCCUAAGCGGUUGCAGCAUUGAAGAAGAUCCUGGAGAGGUUGAAGAGGAAGAAAGGCACUUAUCUAAAAGAAACAGAAAGCAACAUUACCCCUCCUCAGAAGAUGAACUAGAUGAUAGCCCAGAUGUCCUGGAUUCCAGAAUAGAAACAGCACAGAGACAGUAUUCGGAGACUGAGCCACAUGACACAAAGGAAGAGAACUCUGGAGAUCAGGAGGAAUUCUCUAGAAUAAGUUCAAAGACAAACAACACUGCCUUGGAAGACAGAGAUGAAUUUAGCAGCAGUGAGGGUACAGGCGAAAAGACUGAGCUGAAUGAAGAUGACAGUGUGAAGUCACAAGAGGAUGACCAGCCAAUAAUUAUUAAAAGGAAAAGGGGAAGACCUCGCAAAUACCCGGCAGAAACAGCCUUGAAAUCAAAAGAAGACUCCAAAGCAGAGACUAGCAUUACCACUGUAGAACAAUCUCCAACUGGCAGCAAACUGAAAGGCAGCCAAGCAGAUGAGUCCAAUAAAGAAACAGCCAACCUACAAGAAAAAAAUACAAGCAAUGAUGAUAGUGAAGAAAAAACAGCGAGUAUGCGCCGGAGAGGAAGAAAGCCCAAACGCUCACUGACUUCAUCAGAUGAUGCUGAAUCCUCAGAGCCAGAAAGAAAGCGCCAGAAAUCAGUUUCUGAAACAUCUGAGGACAAAAGAGAUCAGGAGUCUGAUGAGGAAGAGGAAGAAGAGGAGGAGGAUGAGCCCUUGGGAGCCACCACGAGAUCAACCACCAGAUCAGAGGCACAGAGAAAGCAUCAUAGCAAGCCAUCUACACGUGCAACAUCCAAACUUGGCAUCCCAGAAACAGUUUCUCCUAGAAAUCGCGAAAAGUUAGCAAAAGAGAAGUUAUCUACCAGCGAAAAAGUUAGUAAAUCUCCCCCAUUAGGAAGAUCAAAGACACAGCUCUCUCCUUCUGUCAAGCGCAAGAGAGAAGUCAGCCCUCCUGGUGCUCGAACAAGAGGCCAGCAGAGAGUGGACGAAAUGCCUCUGAAAAAGACGAAACGGUAAUGCUCAACGCCCUGGCUCUGGAGAGAAAGGGACAAGCCUCACCCAUGGGCUUUUUCUUUUUAAAAAACAAGAAAAGGAUCUGCAUGUGCUGUAAGUUCUAGGUUUGAGCUUGUUCCUAUUAUGUUUUAAACCGCUUUAUAAACCAUUGUUCAGAGAUGGUAUUAUGUACAUUCACAUCAGAUAAAGAAAGAUAAGUUUACUUUGUAUCUGAACUCAGCAAAGUAGUUGUAUAUUUUAACAGUGGAAAUUGGGGUUUCCCAAUGUGACACAUCACUAAUGCAAUCCUUCCAGCCCAUCAAACACCAGGCUGCCCCAUGGGGAUCUGUGUAUAGUAUAUAAACAUGUAAAAAUAGGCUGUAUUUUACUCAAUGUAUGAUGCUAAUCAAUGAACACUUUAUUUAUUUUACAGAGAAAUCUUAUCUGUGAACUUUACUAUAUAUCUGUUUAUUUUAUUUUAUUAUUCUUUUUAAUAAAAAGAGGGUUUUAAAUGCUAUGCAGUCAUUAGUAGAAGAGUUCUAGGACUCUGCCUGCCCUGUAACUAUCUGCAUAUGGCCUGGCAGGAAACAGAAAUUCACGCAUGCAUCCAAGUAAAGUAGUUUAGAUGAAGAACGGAUUCUGCUGCUUUCCGUCCACGGUCAUGACUGUUCUUUAAGAAUGUAACUUGUUUUUCAAUUACCCUUGCCCCUGUGGCUUUACCUCCAGCACCAUUAACGUAAGUGACUCUGGUUCAGGUAAAGUCGCGUCCUUCACCUGCAGGCAGCACCCUCUGUGGUUCAUUUUCUGUGCUGUUCCCAAGCCUCUGCCACCAUCUCCAUACUCUCUGUCUCAGUGAAGAGAAAUGCUUGAAGACUUCAUUGCUCCAAGCUAUCCAGCUUCAGGAUGUCAUGUUGUUUUAUACAAUUAUUUCAGGAUAGAAACUGGUUUUAUAGCCAGGUUCUUUUUUAAACAUGUUUUAACCCCCAUAAUGAACAAAUUAUCCAACUUAAGUUUUUUCACAAAGAAAUGUUUUCUUAAGAUUGGAUCUGUUUCUUGCAAUGAUAUGAUGAGUUGCCAAAUGAUUAAGGUCAUUUUAAAUGCUCUGUUCAUACUCUCGUUUUAUAAUUAAAAUUUACAUUCAUUGUGUGUGGGUUUUUCAUUGUUAGGGGUUAUGAAUUUUUUUUGUCUUUUUUAAAAUUUGGUUUUAUUUUAUUGUUUUGACUCUUAUUGUAAGGUGGAUAUUCUUGUCAUUUUACAUUGUUUCUUACUGAAAUUUUAUAUAUAAAUUAUAAAAUGUUUCC
Molecule: messenger RNA, 10532 nt
Organism: Psammomys obesus (fat sand rat)
Lineage: Eukaryota; Metazoa; Chordata; Mammalia; Rodentia; Muridae
Gene: Bod1l1
Product: biorientation of chromosomes in cell division 1 like 1
Exons: 27
Coding region: 115-9255 (3046 amino acids)
Source: RefSeq, a predicted model, not a curated record